UAAUCGGUUUAAACUGGUAGUCCCCCUGAGUGUAGCUGAGCCGGGCUGAACGCAUCUGUCCAGUCCCCGCUGGAGUUACCAUAGGCAACAGCGGGCAGCGCCUCUGGAGUAAAGACCAGCGCUGUGGAUGAGGUUUCAUUCAGAAUAUCCAGAGAAGUGCCAAUUUGCUCGAUAUGGGACAAAGAUGAUCAGCAUUGUGCUUCCCUAAAGUGCCGCUAUGCUACCAGGUGUUGGAGUUUUUGGCACUGGGACCACAGCCAGAGUGCUUGUCCCAUUGUUGAAAUCUGAGGGGUUUGAGGUCCAUGCUCUCUGGGGACGAAGUGAAGAGGAAGCAAGCUGCUUAGCAAAAGAGCUCGACAUUCCAUUUCACACAAGUCGAUCUGAUGAUGUUUUGCUGCAUCAAGAGGUUGACCUGGUUUGUAUCUCUAUUCCACCGUCAAUGACGAGGCAGAUUGCCGUCAAAGCGCUAGGUAUUGGAAAAAAUGUGGUCUGUGAGAAAGCUGCAACUGCUGUGGACUCAUUCAAGAUGGUGGCUGCUGCCCGGUAUUAUCCUCAGCUACUCAGCAUAAUGGGAAAUUCACUGCGUUUCCUCCCAACAUUUGUAGCAAUGCAAAAGUUGCUGGUGGAGGGAUAUGUGGGAGAGCUGCAGGUGUGUGACAUCCGAGUAUAUGGACCCAGCCUCUUGGAUGAGUCAUAUGGCUGGACAUGUGAGGAGCUAAUGGGAGGAGGUGGUCUACACACCAUUGGGUCAACAAUAAUUGAUCUUGUAAGUUUUUUAACUGGGGCCAGAGCCCAUCGUGUGCACGGUCUUCUGAGGACUUUUGUUCAACAGAACAGUUGUAUUAGAGGUAUUCGUAGAGUCACUAGCGAUGACUUUUGCUUUUUCCAAAUGUUGAUGAGUGGAAAAGGGUCCAGCUCAAGUGGAGUAUGUUGCACUGUAACAUUAAAUUUUAAUAUGCCAGGGUCAUUUGUACAUGAGGUCAUGGUAGUGGGAUCAGCUGGGAGGUUAAUUGCAAGAGGAACAGAGCUUUAUGGUCAGCGAAAUGGAAGUAAAAAUGAAGAGCUUUUGCUUGGAGACAAUGGCUGGAAUGGGCCAGAGGUGAAAGUGAUGUCCCUGCCUCAGAUCCAGGGGUUGAGCUCAAUGGUGAAGGCCCUAAGACAGUCCUUUCAGGCCCAUGAGGAGCGCAGGUCUUGGGCUCGUGGACCUAUGGCCAUAGCACCAACAUUUGAGGAUGGGCUGUAUGUGCAGACAGUGGUGGAAGCAAUAAAGCGGUCGAGCACCAGUGGUGAAUGGGAGUGUGUAGAGAUCAUGAGGGAAGAGCCAGACCCCAACCACAACCUGUGUGAAGCUCUGCAGAGAAAUAAGAUGUAGAUUACUACUUCAGCGUCUAUUACACUGGCCUUGGCCUAGAAUGUAGUUUUGGUUUAAAUCAGCUGCUUAGCAAAGGUAGUUUACACAUGAAUACUUUAUACUUUUUUAUUAUAAAGCUUUACACAUUGGAGCCAGUAUACUAUCAAUUACCUGAUAGUAUGUAGGCAUACACUACAUAUUUGUAACAAGCCUCAAUUCUAAAUUUAACAAACCUUAAAGAAAGUAAUUUGCAUUGCUUUUUAACGAUUUUAAAAUCAAACAUUUUCACAGUCAGUUUGAUGUUAUGUGAGGACUGCGGUCAUACAAUUAACUUAUCUGAUGUCAAAUAACUUCUCAACAAAUCAAAAAAAAAAAAAAAAAUAGAUAACUGGUUUUACUUGCCUUUGUAUCAACAUGGUGAAAAAUCUGCUGACAGUUCCAAGGGUUUUUCAGAUAAGCUGAGGAAAAGAAAAAGGAGUAAAGAGCUAAUUUACAUAUCAUUUUAUUUGGCUCCUUUGGGUUUACCUGGGCUGUGAUCUUUUUUUUUUUAAAUGUAUACAUUUAGUGAGCACGUUGGUAAUUCCAUUAUGUUUUCAAAUUCUAUGUUUUUUUUUUUUUUUUUUGUAAUUUAUAUUUUGUGUUAUUUAUGUUUUCUAAGCUAUUUUAUUGAGUAAACCUUGAGAGAAAAGUACAACCACUGGAUUGUACCUGCCAAUGUGUUCUAAUGUGCUCACAUCAAAAUUAAGCAGUUUGCCCUAUUUCUGGAUGGAUGGUUCUGGAUCUGUGUUGCUUCUCCAGUUUGAACAUGCACACUUACCUCAUUCACAGUAGUGCUUUACAAAACCUUGAUAAUAGCAUAACAUUAAACUUCUGCAGGGUGCUUGUAUAUCUAUCUUGAAAGUAAAUCUAACUCAUACUGUACAUUUGUUUGCACUGAUGCACAUUUUAAUAAAAGUGCAGCACGAACAGCUCACUGCUAAAUAUGUGUAUUUAUUUGUCAUGGUGAACAGAAAGUUUUAUUAAUUUGAUGCAAGCUUGAGCAAGUGGUGCUAUUUUUCUUGUAUUGUAAUUGAAAUUAAAGCUUUUGUUGUAUUAUGUAAACAUUAUUUUUAAUAAAUUCACUUGACUAGUA
This is a messenger RNA of Boleophthalmus pectinirostris (great blue-spotted mudskipper), 2483 nucleotides long. RefSeq names its product glucose-fructose oxidoreductase domain containing 2 (gene gfod2). Bases 218 to 1372 code for a protein of 384 amino acids. The transcript is spliced from 3 exons. The record is from RefSeq and is a predicted model, not a curated record. NCBI's taxonomy places the organism in Eukaryota, Metazoa, Chordata, Actinopteri, Gobiiformes, Gobiidae. Gene Ontology annotation, molecular function: nucleotide binding.